Molecule: messenger RNA, 507 nt
Organism: Cricetulus griseus (Chinese hamster)
Lineage: Eukaryota; Metazoa; Chordata; Mammalia; Rodentia; Cricetidae
Source: RefSeq, a predicted model, not a curated record
AUGGAUAAAAACACCAUGGUGGGAAAGAAAGGUCAGUUGGUCACAGGCCCCGGCAGGGCACCCCCACCCGGGGGGCCCGGGGGGUGCGGGCGUGUGAGCCACGCCAUGAGGAACUUCAACCUGGAGAAUCGCACGGAGCGGGAGAUCAGCAGGACCAAGCCCUCCACGGCUCCCAAGCACACGUCCACGCACGACCUCCUGCGCGAGCAACUGAGUCAGCACCCAGAAAUCAAGAAGUUUUUUAGGAAAGAUAAGCUGUUGUCAUUGCUAAAAGACGUAUAUGUGGAGUCCAAAGAUCCGGUGUCUUCCCUGCCGGUAAAAGAUGUUGAAAUAUGGCAAGAACCAAAGGAAUUUAGACUGCCGAUAGGACAUCAUGUGGAUAAGAAUGUCGUGAACAUUCCCAAAGGCAAAAUUUCUGUUGUAGAAGCAUUGACACUUCUCAAUAAUCAUAAACUUUUUCCAAAAAUGUGGACUGCUGAGAAAAUUGCCCAAGAGUACCAUUUAGAA